This is a messenger RNA of Cynara cardunculus var. scolymus (artichoke), 2174 nucleotides long. RefSeq names its product serine/threonine-protein kinase Nek2-like. The transcript is spliced from 15 exons. Bases 104 to 1939 code for a protein of 611 amino acids. The record is from RefSeq and is a predicted model, not a curated record. Lineage: Eukaryota; Viridiplantae; Streptophyta; Magnoliopsida; Asterales; Asteraceae. Gene Ontology annotation, biological process: protein phosphorylation. Gene Ontology annotation, molecular function: protein kinase activity; ATP binding.
ACUAAUCUUCAUCUUCACUGUUCUUCACUUUCAUCCUUCAAUUUCAGCUUCUCAGGAAGAAGCAUCUUGUUAGUCUUUAUAAGUGUAAUGCAUUGCUAGCUACAUGGACCAGUACGAAGUGCUUGAGCAAAUUGGAAGGGGGGCUUUUGGUGCCGCCCUUCUCGUACGGCAUAGACAUGAAAGAAAAAAGUAUGUGUUGAAAAAGAUACGCCUUGCCCGCCAAACUGAUAGAACCCGUAGGUCUGCACAUCAGGAGAUGGAACUUAUCUCUAAAAUGCGAAAUCCCUUUAUUGUGGAGUAUAAAGAUUCCUGGGUAGAAAAGGGAUGCUAUGUGUGCAUUAUUAUAGGAUAUUGUGAAGGUGGAGACAUGGCAGGAGCUAUUAAAAAAGCAAAUGGCAUGCUGUUUUCUGAAGAGAAACUGUGUAAAUGGCUUGUACAACUCCUAAUGGCGCUUGACUACUUACACUUAAAUCAUGUUCUUCACCGUGAUGUUAAGUGUUCAAAUAUAUUCUUGACAAAAGAUCAAGAUAUACGUCUUGGUGAUUUUGGACUAGCCAAGAUGUUGACUUCAGAUGACCUUGCCUCAUCUGUUGUAGGAACUCCUAGUUAUAUGUGCCCUGAGCUUCUUGCAGAUAUACCUUAUGGUUCAAAAUCAGAUAUUUGGUCUCUUGGAUGCUGUAUAUAUGAAAUGACUUCACAUAAGGCUGCAUUUAAAGCUUUUGACAUGCAAGCACUAAUAAACAAGAUCAACAAGUCAAUUGUUGCACCACUUCCAACUAAAUACACUGGUGCCUUUCGGGGCCUUGUGAAAAGCAUGCUGCGGAAAAAUCCGGAACUACGGCCAAGUGCGGCAGAGCUACUCAGGCAUCCACACCUUCAGCCUUAUGUACUUAAGGUCAAUCUUAAACUAAAUAGCCCCAAACGCAGCAGUUUAUCAACCCACUGGCCUGAAUCUGAUUACAUGAAGAAAACAAGAUUUGCGGAGCCAGUUUAUCUUCGGCCAAGAUCAAGGGAGAGGCGGCUAUCGUGUGGCAAUGAUAGAACUUUGAAUCCAAGCAUAUCUUUAGGUGACCAAGGUUCUCCCUUUUCAACCAAACGGGUUCAAGAUUCCCCUCAUUACUUGCAACGAAGAAUGGGAAGGCUGUCUGUUGGAAGCACAUGUGAAGAGUCACCAGUUAGUAAGAAUAUUUCUUCCAAAGCUUCCAUUUCUGCCAAGAACCUUAGGUUUACUUCACCAAAGACCUUGUCUGCUCCUAAAAAGCGAACGGAGCUCUCAAAGGGUCGUGAAACGGUGCAGGAUUCUGAUUCAAGGACUUCAGUAAAACAAUCCGGUCCAACAUCUAGGAGGGCAUCUCUGCCGCUACUAAAAAAAGCCAUAAUCGAAGAUUCCGCAUAUCGAAAGAGCACCGGUUUCCUAGAGUGCCUCAACUCUCUGGACGUUUCCGUCAAUGCCCCUCGAAUUGACAAAAUGGUCGAAUUCCCUUUCACUCCAAACGACGACCACUUUGUCCCCACUCGCCGGACUUCAAUAACCUCCGCACAAGGCUCGUCAUCCCCACAAUGUGAUCGUUCAAUCAUGAAAGACAAAUGCAUGGUCCAAGCCUGUGACACAACAUCCGGCCGGCAGACCUCCCCAACCGCAUGGAAUGGAUCAGGAAGCGAUUGCUCGGACCAAAAUGCAACGGCCGGUGCAUCGAGCCGAACGUCAUCGGACCUCCGGCGGCGGCGGUUCGAUACGUCGUCUCAAAAGCAACGAGCCGAAGCGUUAGAAGGGCUACUUGAAUUUAGUGCCAGAUUGUUGCAAGAGGAAAGAUUUGAAGAGCUUGGUGUGUUGCUGAAACCAUUUGGUCCAGGGAAGGUUUCUCCUAGAGAAACUGCCAUUUGGUUGACCAAAAGCUUAAAGGAAAACACAUUGAAGCAAGAAGAGCAAUUCCAAUGAUGAAUCAAAUGGUUAUGAUCAAAGUUUCAUUUUUAUGAUAUUGUAUGGACAUAUUUUAGUAAUAGAAGGUAACGAUGACGGGUACGGAUACGGAUACGAUAGACGAGGGUUAGAACUAUUUCUCGAAUCUUUUGUACCACGAUACUAAUUCCGGCAUGUAGCGUAAUGACCUUAGUUUAAGUCAUUGUAUCUUUCGACAUCUUUUGUUCGUUAUCUUAACAUUCAUCAGUUUUAA